GUCUACUACUGUUAUCGAGCAGUCACCUCGUCUAGUUCAAAGAGCAAAACAUGAGGCGUCUCUUAGUUUUAUUCCUCCUUGGACUGUCUCAGGCAACCAAACAAUGUAUGAAGGUCGACACUAUUGAUGAAAGCCCAACGUUUUUUAACUGCCAUCAACCCAUUUUUCUGAAUCUGUUGCCCAAAACUUCCGAGAACGUCCUUAUAGACAACAUCUGUAUAACGUACUUUCCACUUCCAGACGAGCCAAAUGCUAAUACACUUUAUGUGUCGAGGGUAUUCUGUGACGGUUCCAAUGACGUUACCACAUAUGUACAGGGACCGGUUUCGAAAGGGGUGAACCGGAAAGCAAAUCCAUUUCAGAUAGUGCAAGAUCACAUUGUUGCAUAUGCAGGCUGUGACACAAACGUUGUAUAUCGUUGCUCAGCGUUUGGAGAGCCGUUUGAUCCAUAUGUGUUCGGCGCCUCCUCUAACUGUGCUCCCCUCGGGCUCUCUUGCCUGAGGAAGAUCGAGGAGAUUAUUAAGGACAAGAAUCUACCUGACCAGGACUUCUACGUUUUGCCCAUGAAGCUGCCAAACCGUUGUGUCACACAACAGCUGUGUUUACUACCUCCAAACCCUUUCUAUAACAAGCUCGGGCCUUAUGGUGGAGCGUAUCUCGCUUAGAAGUGUUUAGAAGGAAUUUAAUUUAGCCUGUUUAUAUUCUAAGAGAUGGAUUUGUGCAAUGCAAUCCAUGGUCAAAGUCCGACAGUCUACUUUGGGUACUUACGUAUUAAGGUCGAUUCAGACAUCAGUUAUGGCAUGUCACAGUCCAGUCAAUUCAGGCACGUAAUAGUUAACAAAAAUAAUCUUUAAUGAAUUUUCUAUUGGGCUCUCUACACUUAUCCGUUGCAGUUCCGUCAGUCACUCUCCCGGCGUCCGUCAGUCAAUUUCAGAUUUCUUAUCAACGAUAUUUUUGGAUUUUUCGGACGUCUGACGGACGUGUUUGAGGUUAGAAAAUAGCACUUUUUUAUUUAAAUGAUCGAGUUUAUAUCUCAGGUAAUUUUUGUAACAAUCAACAAGACGGACGAUGAAAAUUUGAUAGAAUAUUGUGUUUUAAUUAAACAUUUUUGACUGUAACACCAAUGUAAAUAAAGUGACGGAAGAGUGACUGCAACCAAAUGACUGACAGUUUGACUGAGAAAUUGUGGACGCAACUGUGACUGGACUGUAACUGG
Macrosteles quadrilineatus (aster leafhopper) is the source of this 1216-nucleotide messenger RNA. RefSeq lists its product as uncharacterized. The record is from RefSeq and is a predicted model, not a curated record. The transcript is spliced from 6 exons. NCBI's taxonomy places the organism in Eukaryota, Metazoa, Arthropoda, Insecta, Hemiptera, Cicadellidae. Bases 51 to 665 code for a protein of 204 amino acids.